AUGUCUUAUUAUAUUAUAUUUGGUAGUUAUAAAGACUUUCUUGAUGCAAAACCUCUCGCUGGUUCAGGUGUUAAACAAUUAACAAGUACUGAAUUUCCUUAUGUAGCAGCUAUUGCUAAUAUUUUGUAUACCACUUUGGAUAAUAUAAUGCAUGCAAUAGUUACUUACUUUGUACCAAAUUCUUAUUUGUAUGGAUUAGAUGCUACUAUUGUAACAUGGACUACAAGUAGUUCUGGGCAUAUUUCAAAAAUCAUGGAAAAAGGAACUGUAAAUAUUUUAUCAAAUGAAAUUUGUCAACAAAAAUGUAUGAUAUUUGGCCAAGAAACAGUUAUUAUUCCUCAAAGAAUGUUGUGUAGUUUUGCCGAUCCAUACGUAAUAUUAACUUCUGGUGACAGUGGUAGUCCACUUAUAUUGAAUGGAGGUCUCAUCGCCAUUAAUUCUGGCGUAUAUCCAUAUCAUUCAACAAGAUCUCUAAUGAAAGAUGCAGCAAGAUUUGCCAACGAAAAAUUGCAGUUCCCCUAUGAAUCACAUGAACUGCAGCAGAUUAUUUGUAUUAUUGGCCAGCGUAGCACAUGGGAUUUUGCAAAUGCUUUGACCGGAGUAAAUGUCAGGCAAGCAGAAGAAAACGAAUUUUCGUUUGUUGUCGGUGUGGCAAGAAUUAUGAAUUCUAAUCCACUAGUAGUUCGUAAAAUUUGUAUUGGUACACUUAUCAACAAGAGAAAUGUUCUGACUGCUGAACAUUGUUUAUCUGGCCAAACUUUGUCACGAACUGUAAUAAUUGCGGGCUCCGUCAAUAUAACCGCUGGUACAAAUUAUCGAAUAUUUUGGUGGUUAACGUAUAAUCAGUGGAUGAUUCGACAAAAUAUGCAAGCGGAAUUUGAAAUGAAUGACGUAACUGUAAUAAGGUUACUUACCGAUGUUCCAGCUGCGGUCGCCCCUGCCUCUAUGUCUCGUCAAGUUAAUGCUUAUUAUUAUGGAUUGAAUCUUCAAAUUGCAACGUGGACUAGAGAAACUACUGGAGAAAUUUACAGUGUUAUGCAUGUAGGGACGGUGACAGUUUUAUCAAAGAAUGAUUGUGAAAUACGAGCUGGCAAUCUACGUGGCCGCGACGUCCACGUUCCAGAAAGGCUUUUAUGUUCGGCUGCCCAGCCGCCAAUAUUUUUGAAUCCAGGUGAUAGUGGUGGUCCCCUUUUCUAUCAAAAUAAUAUCGUCGCUAUUAACAGUGGAACAUUUCCAAAUAUAGAACCAAUAUAUCAUCCAGCAAAAGUGAAUAUUCAUUUUGGUAGCACAUGCGAUUUCGCAAACGCUUUGACGGGAGUAAAUGUCAGACAAGCAGAAGAAAACGAAUUUCCGUAUGUUGUCGGUGUUGCGCAAGUUUUGAGAUUAAAUCCUUUGCAAGCUUACAAACUAUGUGUAGGCACACUUGUCAGUACUAAGGAUGUUCUAACGUCUGAACAUUGCUUAGUAAGCCAAAAUUUAAUGCAAACUAUCGUAGUCGGUGGAUCAAACGAUAUACUCUACUGUACACAAUUUCGACUGUAUUGGUGGGUAUCGUACAACCAGUGGAUGUUCCAACAACAAAGAGAAACCGAAUUUGUAGCUAACGAUGUGAUGAUAAUAAGGCUACUCUCAAUCUUUGCAAACGCGGUCCCUGCCACUGUAUCCUUCAUUGAACAGGACUUGUAUUAUGGAAUGGAAAUGAAGAUUGCAACAUGGACUAGGACAUCGAGUGGACAUCUUCAUACUACUAUGCACAUGGGGACUGUGACAGUUUUAUCACAUAAUGAAUGUAACAGGCGGAUUGGCGAGCUACGUGGUCGUCCUAUGGCGAUGCCCGAAAGGCUCUUAUGUACAGCUGCGAAUCCGCCAAUAUUUUUGAACGCCGGCGAUGAUGGUGGUCCACUAUUAUUUCACAAUACGAUUAUUGGUAUCAAUAAUGGAAUAUACCCACACAUGGAACCACAGUACCACCCGCUGAAAGUCAAUGUACAUUUUGGUGUUCUUUAUUACAGAGAAUAUAUUCUAGCUAUUCUGAAUUUAGUAUAA
Messenger RNA from Ceratosolen solmsi marchali, 2046 nucleotides. The record is from RefSeq and is a predicted model, not a curated record. NCBI's taxonomy places the organism in Eukaryota, Metazoa, Arthropoda, Insecta, Hymenoptera, Agaonidae.